Diaporthe batatas is the source of this 3179-nucleotide messenger RNA. RefSeq names its product histone H1. The coding region runs from base 1492 to 2148 and encodes 218 amino acids. The record is from RefSeq and is a predicted model, not a curated record. NCBI's taxonomy places the organism in Eukaryota, Fungi, Ascomycota, Sordariomycetes, Diaporthales, Diaporthaceae. Gene Ontology annotation, cellular component: nucleus; nucleosome. Gene Ontology annotation, molecular function: double-stranded DNA binding; structural constituent of chromatin; nucleosomal DNA binding. The transcript has 5 exons. Gene Ontology annotation, biological process: nucleosome assembly; negative regulation of DNA recombination; chromosome condensation.
UGCGCGGGCCCCGCCGUGCAAGUAACGGACUGGCCAGGAAAUCAGCAGUUUAGCCAGCAGGCCCCCGUAUUUUUUACGACCCCUGGCUCUGAUUCUCUUAUUAUACCCUGGCCACUUGACACUUCAGGCAUGCUGGGGUUACUCGGGCCAUAUCGAGGAGCAAACCCAAGGGUCCUUCCUUCCUCAGCAAGCUCUGAAAUGAGCAUUUGAAACCACGGCACAGCACAGGGAAUUGCCCAUACUGGAGAUUUCAAGGUGGCAGACAAGAUGGAAAUCCCACCCGCCCUGCCACGCCUGUCUCAGUGUAGCACCUGGUGGAGAUUCCAUCACACACGUGGGAUGAAUAAGAGGAAACACUGAUGAUGGUGCGGUGGUGGUGUGUGUGUGUGCGUGUGCGUGAACAUGUAAAUGCACGAUAAGCUGGCAGCUCGGCUGUGCAGCCGGGCCAGACCAGCCCCUCCCCCCCAAGUUCCAACCUAGAACUCAAGCUCAAGCUCACGUGCCGCAGCUGCACGGCAGUGGGAUGCGAGUCUGGAUGGGGGCCGGCGAGGACGUACGGAGUAGAGAGCUACACGCAUACAUGCAAGCAAGCUGGAGAAAUUGCCAGCCCCAGGCAGAGAGGCUGGUGCAAGAGGACAGCAGGAGGCUCGACGGUGCACGGUGAUAGACAACGGUGGUCAUAAUAUCGAUCGAGAGAUGGGAGGACAGGGAGUUCCGAGGCGGGCGAGGUCGGGAAAUAAAAGUAAAGUAUGGGGUGGGAGGCACAGAACAAGCCAAGACGAGACGAGACAGCCCGGCCAACAAGGUUGACAUGCAGCCAGACAGAUGGCAAAGUAAGGUUUCGGGGGGGGGGCAUCAGGAGGAUUAUGAGGUCGGCCGAGAGCAGAGGGAACAACAGAGUGGCAAGACAGAAAAGAGGAGAUGGGAAAGGGAAUGGAUGAAUGAAGUGGAGUGGAGUGGAUGGGGAUGAUCGAUGGUUGGGCCGGGGCAGCUCCUGCCCCAGAGCCCCCAAGCCUCAGAUGAUGCCAGGUCGCAAGGUCCCCGAGCCGUUCGGGUGCCUACUGUGGUAGUUAGUCUUGGGUAGGUGGUAUCUACGGUAGGUAGGUAUUAGUGGGGGUGGGCGGCCAAGGGGAAAAGGGAAAAAAAAGGGUGGAGAGUAGAGAGUAUAGGAGGGAGCAGGAGGGAGGAGCAGCAGGAGGCGUGGGCUGGGCGUGGGCGUGUGCGUGCAUUGCGGUUUACUGAUUCAAAUCCAGUUGUGCAUCCUCGACCAGUCCGCCCCGCUCUCGUAUAUAAACACAGGCGCCCACCAUGACCGCUCCCUCCUUCCGCCCCGUCCUCCUCCGAUCUUCUUCUUUUUUCUCUCUCUCCAUCUAUUCAUUCCACACACAUCUCCCGUAGACAACAUCAAUUCGGCCACCGUCCAUCCCGUCGUCAAUCCCGUUUAUCGACCCCAGCCAUCAACACAACCGUCCCAAACCCACAUCAUCCAAAAUGCCUCCCAAGAAGACCGAAGGUGCCACCAAGGCCAAGGCUCCUGCCUCCCACCCUACCUACCAGGACAUGAUUUCUGAGGCCAUCACUCAACUCAAGGACCGCAAUGGAUCUAGCCGACAGAGCCUCAAGAAGUACGUGAAGGCCAACAAUAACAUCCAGGCCCAGACCGACUCCAUGUUUGACUCGCUCUUCAACCGUGCCCUCAAGGCCGGUGUCGACAAGGGAGUCUUCGUCCAGCCCAAGGGUGCAUCUGGUGGCACCAAGCUUGCCAAGAAGUCUGCCCCUGUCAAGAAGGAGUCUGCUCCCAAGGAGAAGAAGCCUGCUGCCGAGAAGAAGGAACCUGCUAAGAAGGCCACCGCCAAGAAGCCUGCUGCCAAGAAGGAGGGUGCCACCGCCACCAAGAAGGCCGCACCCAAGAAGGCCGCCUCCACCGCCGCUCCCAAGAAGGCUGCGCCCAAGAAGAAGGCCGAUGCUGCUGCCCCGGCCGCUGAGAAGCCGGCCGCCCUGACCAAGACCAAGUCUGGCCGUGUCGCUAAGUCCACCACCAAGCCAGCGGCCAAGAAGGCUGCCACCGCCAAGAAGCCAGCGGCCGCCAAGAAGGAGAAGACUCCCAAGAAGGCUGCUGCUUCCACUGCCGCCGCCUCCUCGGCAUAAGAUGGUAUGGAGAGAGGGCUCCAGGCCAUCAUCGACAGCGCACUUUGAGUUUAUUGUUCCACGCGUGUAGGGCGGUUCUAUUGGCGUUUGGGGGGGGAAACAGGAUUGUGGGUUCAACCAAAGGGUCUACGUUCAAUGUAUCUUGCUUGGGUCGGCGAAGGUGUGCACAUCAUUCCGGGGUCGCGGGCCACCAACGAGUGUAUUUAUUUACGAAGGGGGUGACUGCCCUUGACCUGUCUCGGCUCGUUGGGCCGAGGUGCGUGUCGCGCCCACUGCGCUUCCGGCGCGGCCGAGGUGGUACGGUCCAGGCACGACGAUAGUGUUAUUAGCAAAGCAGCCGGUUACGGGAGGAUGGGGCUGUUAAAGGGAUGGGCAUCUGUAAUUAUACCAACGAGUCCUGCUGGUGUUUGAAUUGCAGAUUCGGAAAACUUCAUAAUUGCUGGUCUUGUCGUGAUGCGGUGCUGGAUCAAAGCUGGUGUGGGAGUUGAAUUGUGUGGGUGGCGUGUCCGGUUUGUUGGGCGAGAUGGGUCUUGGCCAGUUUCCAGAGGCAGGCCGUGGCACGACGCGUGGUGCAGGGGGGGGGGAGGCCGGCGCGGGAGGUGGGCUGGGUUUGUUUACUUUGCUCCGCUGCAGGCCUCACGUGCCAGAUUUGUUUUCUUAGCCCUGGUUCCUGGAACAUGUUCGUGAAUGUGGGAAGUCUUCUGCCUGGAUUGCGAGAAACAAUCAAUCGGUGCACGUUAUCACUACUUAUUACGAUAGAACUAUGCCGUUUUCCCACAGACGGCCGACGGCUUCUUGAAAAGGUUUGCCCGUCGACGCACUUGGACCGUCAAUCAACCAACCGUUGCCGUGCCUAUUUUCGGACUGGAGAUUCCGGACUCGCUCGUCAAAGUGCACUUCUGUUCCUGCAUCCUGCUGCUUCUGGGUUAAAUCAACACCGUCAAGAGCGCGCUGCCCUCCACCGCCGUACUACGCAAGUCCUCUUUCUUGUUGCACGUCAUGUUUCAGACCUUCCCGAGAUGGCGCACCUC